This is a messenger RNA of Cololabis saira (Pacific saury), 3827 nucleotides long. It is a transcript of the gene ogfr, whose product is annotated as opioid growth factor receptor. NCBI's taxonomy places the organism in Eukaryota, Metazoa, Chordata, Actinopteri, Beloniformes, Belonidae. The record is from RefSeq and is a predicted model, not a curated record. The coding region runs from base 154 to 1806 and encodes 550 amino acids. The transcript has 7 exons. Gene Ontology annotation, cellular component: membrane. Gene Ontology annotation, molecular function: opioid growth factor receptor activity.
AUGUAAACGAUGGUAGCUGCAGAGCAGGUCACGGCCGCUUCAGCUGCACCUGGACAUGCGAGUGUGACCCGCUUCUUCCCUGGUUAAAGCCACAGGUCAGGCCAAGGGUUUAUUUAGUUGUAGCACAGUCUUCAAAAAAGCUCCUUUUUAACGAUGGACGACGACUGUGUGUGCGAGUACGACUCGACCUGGGACUCGGAGAGUGAUGGAGAGGAGCCGGCCGGAGAGAGCCAGCCCCGCCGCUCCAACCCGGACAGAAACAAGUCCUCCUGGGCCAUAUGGCAUCACACGCCCAGAAAUAUGAGGGCAGCAAAGGACAUGCAGAACUACAGGAGAGGAUACCCUAAUCUAACAGAUGAAGAGUGUGCAGAGGACAAAAUGAAUAAUUUACAAUUCUAUCUGAAUAAGUUUCCCUCCUCUCCAGAUGAUGUCUACAUUGAGUCAUUUCUCAAAGAAUGGAGAAAUGAUUACAAAAGACUGGAGAGGGUUCACUCUUACAUACAGUGGCUGUUUCCACUGCGAGAACCAGGGGUUAAUUAUAUGGCUUCAGAACUCACCAAGAAGGAAAUUGAGGCCUUUAAGAAGAGUGAAGAGGCCAAAGGGAGACUAGUGGAGUCAUAUGAACUUAUGCUGGGUUUCUAUGGCAUGCGCUUGUUCAACAAAGACACGGGUGAAGUGAAACGUGCUGAAAAUUGGAAGGAGCGCUUUGGAAACCUGGAGAGGAAUAUGCACAACAACUUGCGUAUUACUCGGAUCCUGAAAAGCCUGGGAGAGCUGGGCUUUGAGCACUAUCAAGCUCCACUUGUGCGCUUCUUUCUGGAGGAGACUCUGGUCAAGAAGACGCUGAGCAGUGUCAAACGCAGUGUUCUUGAUUACUUUCUGUUUGCCGUGCUGGAUAAACAGCAACGCCAGGAGCUUGUGCGUUUUGCUUACCUUCACUUUGAGCCAAAGGACAAGUUUGUAUGGUGUCCCAGAAAGAUUCAAAAACAGUUCAGAAAGGCAGAGAAAAGAUCUGAUGCUGUUGGGAAUGGAGAUGGAAAAGACGAAGUCUAUUCACGGGUUAAAAACAAAGAUGGAGAAGCAGGAGUGCAGCAGAAAGAGGAUGGACUGGAUGUUGUUGCUAAGGCUCAAAAAGGAACUGAUAAAAUCAGGGACAAAUGCAAACAGCCUGAGAUGUCCUCAGAGCCGCAAACAGAAUCUGAAGCAGUCGGAAAUGGAAAUGUGAUGGACUUUAGUAAUGAAAUUGUGAGGAAUGGAAGUCACUCGCCCGAUGAUGAUCAUAAAAUGAAUCAGUCGCUCAGUCUCGACAUUGUAUCAACAAAGACAGAGCUCUGUGUUGACGGUGAGCAGAAGUUUAUAAGCAACCUUAAGGACAUCACCCAGGAUGCUGAUAUUAUGCAAACAGAUGGGGACAUAGACACUGAAAAAACGCAGAAAAAGAAGAGAGAAGACGACAAAGUCCUGCUACACAACUGUCCUGCUGAAAAUUCAGACGGCGCACCUGUGGAACAGGGUGUAGCUGUGAAAGCCACAGUUCAGAUGAGCCCAUCCGUCCAAACUCCUGUUAAGACCUCUAAACACUCGCCCUCUCCGUCUUCUGAAAGGGAGGGGAAAAUCCCACGGACUGAUUUUAGUCAAGUGUCUGUUAAAAAGGAGGAGGAAGAAACAUUGCAGGGAAAUAUUAUGGCAACAAACGGGAUGAAAAGCAGCAAAGGCGAGGAUGAACCGAAGGAUGGGAAGGAGUGUGAGGAUUUUAAUAUGGAAUUAAAUCCCUCAAGUUCAGACCAAAAUGCGGUGAAAUUAUGACUCAACAAUGAUUUGAGAUUACCUAUGAAUUUAAAUACACAUAAUGACUUUCGGAGACUUCUAGGCCUUAUUUCUACUAUAUUUGAUGUAAAGAUAUUGAUUCUUUUCACUUUGAAGGAAUAUAUGAAUGGAUGAAUUCACCAAAUAUGGGACUUGGCUUAUGGUAUGCUACAUCUUUGAUGAUUUUUCUAAACAAAUCCAGAAAGACCAAAACAAGCAGCGUGUUAAUCAAACCCAAAUAUUUUACAUUUCCUCUGUUUGUUUACAACAUAAAGCUCUUUGACACCAGUAGAAAACUCUUAGGCUACGUUCACACUGCAGUCCUUAAUGCUCAAUUCCGAUUUUUUCCUAUAUCCGAUUUUUUUGUGUGGCUGUUCACACUAUCUUUUAAAAUGUGUCCUAUAUCCGACUCGAGUGUGAACGCAUCGCGGCCCUGAACUGACCCGCAUGCGCAGAGGCGUGGGAUGAUGACUGAUGGAUUUGCAUCCAACUUUCAGUCAGGUGCCUAUGAACUGCCAAUUAUCCAUCAAGCUCCACAAUUAUCAUGUUAACAUUAAAUCAGAUAGAUUUGGCAAGGACGUUUCUCUUGCAUCUCUAUCAUUAUGCGGGCAUGAAUUCUCGGAGUUUUGCGGGAGCGGAUGAAAACACUGCGGGCGCGGGCGGGAGUGGAACACACACGUUGCGGGUGCGGGCGUUAAUGGUCAGAAAUGCAGCGGGAGCGGGAUGAAGAAAACAGUCCCGCUAUAGCAGGGCUCUAGCUCCGCUCCCCGGAGUGUCAGCUCUGCUCUCCGGCGUUCAGCUGGGUUUAUCACCUAACACACGGUCCAGCUCGUUGUAAAACGGGCAGGUUAUGCGACCACGACCGCUUCACUGAUUUGAAUCCUUAGCUUCUUUAUUUAGUAAUAUGCUUAAACUCAGCCGGUUGUCUUGUCUGAUCUGAGGUUGUAGGCGAAAAAGAGGUGAGCGGUGGGGAGGUGAGGAGGAGAGGCGGAGGAGGGGAGGAGGAGAGGCGGAGGCGGCCCGGAAGGACCCCCGCCGUCUCCCGUGUCUCCCCCGCGGCUCGGGGCUCUGCGUGUGACGUCAAAGUCGCAUUAAUUCCGACCUGCCUGUUCACACUGAGGUCGCAUUGCAAAACAUCAGACCUGUAUCCGAUUUAGAACCACAUAUGGAAGCGACCUGAAUCUGAUUUGAAAAGAUCAGAUUCCAUGUGACUUGUGCUGUUCACACUGUCAUAAACAAAUCGGAUCUGAGUCACAUAUGAGCAAAAAAUCGGAUUUGGGUCACUUGGGAACUGCAGUGUGAACGUAGCCUUAUUCUUGUAUGAUUUUACUCUCCAACAGGAGCAGUUGGACAGAUGGUACAUGAUAACCUUUCAACAGUUCCUGAAUUGGCUAAUUUCAUAUCUUGUUUUGGUCUUUUUAUUUAUUGGAUUUGUAGACAUUUGUAAUUGAGACAGAGAUGUAUAAUUUUGGUCUCAAGUGUUUUGAGAUUUAAAUGACAGACUGCAACAAGAAUUUAAUAUCUCUGCAGAGUACAUGAAGCACUACUAUAAAUGAAAAGGAAGAUCACUGUUUUUAAUACUAAUACAUUGGCAGAUCAAAUCUUUUGCACUGAAUACAAGUCUGAAGAUCAUUUUCCCUGUUUUAAGCGGUUUUUGUGUUCGUCGAACAAUGUCUGCUGGAGUUUUUUAUAUUUAUCUUCUGAUCCUGCUGUUCAAAUGGCAUUGAAGCAGGAUGUGAUUUAAGUCAUAUUUCAGCAACGUGGCGAAGUCUGUAUGCUGACUUCUAAACAACUGAACGCCUUGCCAAAAAUGUGAUGACUGGUUGAUUGUAAAAUAUGUUUGCAAAAAAUGAUAAAGCUCUGGCUAUAAUUUAGUCUACUGUACAUUCGUUUGUAAUUGGCGCAGUUUGUGGAAUUACACAUUUUGACAUUAAUGCAUCUUUAUUUGCAUUUAAUUUCUGCCAUUAUCAUUGUUACUGUAUUGACCUGAUGAAAUAAUAAAUUUAUACCCCCCCCACAAA